GACUUGAUUGGUCACAUCUGGUACUGGGAGUUACUUGGAACUUGAUAUUCCAAUCUCACAGCGAACCUAGGAAGGAUUACCUCACCUGAUCUGUAAGAACGCAGUAUCCGGUGGUUGACAGGGAAGAGUGUGAGGCUCACGCUCUGGCACCUAUUUCAGGAAGCUCCGAUAACUAUUUCAGGAAGCUUCUGCAUAUGAGGCACGUGGGGGCGUGUGUAACAUCUGAAUCAAAUCAGAUUUUUUCUUUCCACACAUCGUCUCGAUAUUUCCGUUGUCAGAUUUUGUGGUCUCUUGUUCAACAGACCUCAGUUAGGUUGAUUUCUGAGCAUUCCAGGUCAAAAAGAUGAUUUUUCAUGCCAUGACGGAUGCCAUUUGCAAACUGGGAAUGAGAAGUCAAUGAAAGGAACAAUUCAAAGAUGGAUGGUGUCAAAUCUCUGUCAUCAACUCCAGUCAACAAAGUGCAAGACGCCAUUAGCAACUCCACAAAGAUCUUUGGAUAUUGGGAAACAGUCAGAGGACAUGGCACAAGCCAGAAGGAAAUCUUCUUCUAUCGAAAAUGAGCUGGCUAGAACCGUGCAAACUGAUUAUAGGAGUCCUGUUUCAAGUCAUCUUCUUUCUGCAGAAAAGGCCAUGCCACAAAUCAGAAGAAAAUCUUCUGCUACCGAAAAUGAGCUGGUUAGAACCGUGGAAACUGAUUGUGGGAGUCUUGUUUCAAGUCAUCUUCUUUCUGCAGAAAAGGCCAUGCCACAGGCCAGAAGGAAAUCUUCUGCUAUCGAGAAUGAGCUGGUUAGAACCACGCAACCUGAUUGCAGGAGUCCUGUUUCAAAUCAUCUUCUUUCUGCAGAAAAGGCCAUGCCAAAAGCCAGAAGGAAAUCUUCUGCUAUCCAAAAUGAGCUGGUUAGAACUGCUCAAACUGAUUGCCAUAGUCCUGUUUCAAGUCAUCUUCUUUCUGCAGAAAAGGCCAUGCCACAAGCCAGAACAAAAACUUCUGCUAUCGAAAAUGAGCUGGUUAGAACCACGCAAACUGAUUGUGGGAAACUUGUUUCGAGUCGUCUUCUUUCUGCAGAAAAGGCAAUGCCACGAGCCAGAAUAAAAUCUUCUACUAUAAAAAAUGAGCUGGUUAGAACCGCGCAAACUGGUUGCGGGAAACCUGUUUCGAGUUAUCUUCUUUCUGCAAAAAAUGCCAUGCCACAAGCAACUCAGCAAAGAUCUUUGGAUAUUGUGAGACAGUCAGAAGACAUUGCACAUGCCAGAAGGAAAUCUCCUGCUAGCGAAAAUGAGCUUGUUAGAACCGCGGAAACUGAUUGUGGGAGUCCUGUUUUAAGUCAUCUUCUUUCUGCAGAAAAGGCCAUGCCACAAGCCAGAAGGAAAUCUUCUGCUAUCGAAGAUGAGCUGGCUAGAACCGCACAAACUGAUUGCGGGAGUCCUGUUUCAAAUCAUCUUCUUUCUGCAGAAAAGGCCAUGCCACAAGCAACACUGCCCACAUCCUUGGACAUUUUGGGACAGUCAGAGAACAUGCCACUGGGAAUGAAAAUAUCUUCUGCUAGUGAUAAUGAGCUGGUUAGAACCCCUCAAGUUGAUAUUCAAGGUCCUGGUUUAAGUCGGCUUUUUUAUGCCAGAAAGGCCAUGCUACAAGAAACCCUACCUGCAUCCUCAGACAUUGUGGGACCACUAGAGGACAGCGCUCCAGGCCAAAGGAAAAUAUCUUCUGAUAUUGAAAAUGAGCUGGUUAGAACCCUUCAAGCUGAUUGUAGAAGUCCUGUUUCAAGUCUUUUUUCUGUGGAAAAGGCCAUGCUACAAGCAAUUCCACCAGCAUCUUCAGACACUGCGGGACCACUAGAGGACAUGGUACCAGGUCAAAGGAAAAUAUCUUGUGAUAUUGAAAAUGUUACUACCCCUCAAGCUGAUUGUCGAAAUACUUUUUGCAGUCAUUUUCUUUCUUUGGAAAAGGAUCGACCCGAGGAAAGCACAUCUGUACCUAAUCUGAAUCGAACUCCAACUAUAAUUCAAGAUGUGAACUCAACUUUCCACAAAGUAGAAUCAUUCCUAAAGUCUAUCCCGAAGGAUCAUUUUCGUUCACUAUCAGGUACACCAAAUUCUAAUCUGGAGUCUGCAAAGGAAACAGUAAAACAUUUUGUUGGAGGACCAUUGAAGAUGUUGGCGGACCCAGCUAAUGAAAAGGUAUUGAAGGAAGCAAUUAGCCUAUUGAACGAGAAUCUCUCGUCAUUCACUGACGAACAAGUCAAGCUGUUGGUAAAGAUCAAACAUAUAUUCCCAUCAAUGGUUCAAGACCUGAGGGACGCAAGCCAAGCCGAGUCUAGUUGCCAAGACUUCUUCAUUGAUCUUGAGAAGCACAGGAAAACUUUAGAUGACUUGAGGAACACUGACAUGGAAUUGAAGUUAAAGUAUGAUCAAGAAGAGGCUGAAGAGAAAGAAAUGGAAACUAUGCUUAUGUUCCUUAGGAAGAGGAAGGCUCAAAUUCUAGAGAAAAGACGUGAAUUUUCUGUGAAGGCUAACCACACUGUCUUCAGCAGAAGAAAAAGCAGGUAAGAUUGAAGACACCAAAAUACUGUUGGUCAAGGUUAAAGAGCAAAUUGAUAACUUGAAGAGACAAUGGUCUGUCCUUAAACCUAUGGAUCUGUAAUUUGAAUGCCAACUCUUGUAACUGUUGGAUAGAGCAAUGCUAGUGCUAAUCAGUGCACUCUUUUGAAGAAAAAAAACAAAAAGAUCAGGGAAGGGACAUUUUAAAUGGUCUGGUUUUUGCUGUCGAUGAAGUGAGUUAAGGGUUCGGUAUGAUCAAUCUGUUUAGGGUUUAUUGGCUAUCCUUGUGAGCAAUCAAAUGGAGAUUGCGCAAGAUUUCGAAUGGAGUUAGCUCUCAACUGCUGUGAAAGGUUAACUAGGAAACACAAAUUCUCUUGUGAAAAAUGACAUGAUGUGGUAAAUUCAUGUUUUUUAUGUAAGAGAACACUAUAAAAUACUUUUUGAUAUUAAAAGGGUGUUGUAACUUUCAAAUUUAUCCUGGAUGAAAGUUAAGUGUAUUUUUUGUAUAGAGAAAGUUUCAUCUUUUUCUCUGUG
Molecule: messenger RNA, 3075 nt
Organism: Solanum pennellii
Lineage: Eukaryota; Viridiplantae; Streptophyta; Magnoliopsida; Solanales; Solanaceae
Exons: 15
Coding region: 397-2550 (717 amino acids)
Source: RefSeq, a predicted model, not a curated record